Gallus gallus (chicken) is the source of this 619-nucleotide messenger RNA. RefSeq names its product glycosylphosphatidylinositol anchored high density lipoprotein binding protein 1 (gene GPIHBP1). Lineage: Eukaryota; Metazoa; Chordata; Aves; Galliformes; Phasianidae. The transcript has 3 exons. The record is from RefSeq and is a predicted model, not a curated record. The coding region runs from base 28 to 396 and encodes 122 amino acids.
ACUCAGCACAAGGGCGGCCAUCCCAAAAUGAAGGUUUUCUUCAUCCUCCUGCUGGCAGCCAUCCUGUGCACUGACCCAGGUUCUUCUUUGCAAUGUUAUAGCUGCAAGACAAAACUCAGCAACAGCAACUGUCAGGCCACAAUGAACUGCAAGGAAAAUGAAAUGUGCAAGACAGAUGUAAUCAGGGUUAUAGGGUUCUUCAGCAUCAUCAGCAAGGGCUGUGAGGCAUCAUGUCAAGAAGACUAUCAAGAUUUCAAAGUGGGCAACAGGAAUGUCUCCUGCUGCAGCACCAACCUCUGCAAUGUCAAUGCAGCAGGAAGUGUGAGGAGCAGCUAUGGAAUGGCAGCAGGGAUAUCAGCCAGCCUGCUCUGGACCUUCCUGAACAACAGACUGUGAAGAGGAAACAGAGCUCCCAUGACCACAGAAAGUCUUGAAGCACCCCUGUUAUGAUGGGAAUCAUAGCCGGAUGCAAUUUGGUGUGUUGGGCAUACAGCAUCUUUGGAGCUGAUGGCAGAUCUUAGCCUUAUGAUAGCUUCUUUAUAACUGUUAUUGUACUGCUGUUAGAUAACAAAAUGUGUGUGUGUGCAAUCCACCUAAAAUAAAACUUAAAAUAUACUAA